AUGGCGUCCGAGCGGGAACAGCCAGACGUGACCCAGCACUCGUGGCCAGCUCUCGGACGUCCCGCAAGAAGCCAAGCGGCCCGCAGGAGCGCCGGCCCCCACAAGGCGAAGGAGCCCCGCGCUGGCCCUGGCCCCCCAAGAAGAAUCCCAAGGCGGAGGGGCCGGCGCUCGCGCUCAGGGAGCCGGGCGCGUCACAAGGAGAAGCACCGGGACGGCGGCGGCAGUGGCAAGAAAAAGAAGAAGCAGCAGCGCUCCCGUUCCUGGGAGAAGCGGCCGCCCCGCGAUAAGCAGCGCGAGGUGCAUGUCCUGGAGGAGCCCAAGGCGGAGGAGCGUCGCCGGGACGCCCGCACCGUCGUGCCGCCCUCCAUCCAGGACCUCAACGACACCGAUCUCUUCACCAUCAAGAGAACCAUCACCGUUAGCCGGCAGGACGGCUCCCCGGAGCCGGCCAAGCGGGAGGUGCUCUAUGACUCGGAGGGGCUGAGCUUCGAGGGCUGCUUCUCAGACCGUGAGCCCGCUGAGGGGCCCCGGCACCUGGGCAGCAAGGGCGAAGGGGGGCUGCCCCGCAAAGAGCGGCCGGAGGAGGAGGCCAAGCCGCCCAAGGAGAAGGAGCGGAAGCGGGGGUACCCAGAGGAGCGCCCCGCACCUCGCGAGAAGUCCAAGAAGAGGUUCAAGGAGGCGCCGGGCCGGUCGGCGCCCGAGGCGGGCAAGGCGGAAAAGGAGAAGUCGCGGCCAGAGCGGGAGAAGCCCCCCCGGAAAGCCAAGGCCGGGCACAAGGACAGCGGCAAGGCGGGCGGCUCGGGCCGCAAGGUCAAGCUGCAGUCCAAGGUGGCGGUGCUGAUCCGCGAGGGCGUCAGCAGCACCACGGUCUCCGGCAAGGAAGGCGGCUCCAUCGGCAUCAAAUUCAGCCGGGACAAGGAGAGCCGCUCGCCUUUCCUCAAGCCGGAGGAGAAGGGGCCCGGGGCCGAGGCCAAGGCGGAGCCAGCCAAGGAGCCGGGCGGGAAGGCCAAGAAGCUCAAAGGGCUGAAGGCCAAGGCGGGGCUGAAGAAGGCCAAGGGGCCGGGGGCCAAGGCCAAGGGGCCCUCGGAGGCCAAGAAGAAGAAGAAGCUGAAAGCCAAGACGGGGCUGAAGAAGUCGAAGGCCGACAGCUGCAGCCAGGGGGCCGGGAGCCCACCCGCCCCUGCCCCAGAGCCGAUGGGGGGCGCCGGCUCCCCACUCAGCCCCCCGCCCAACUUGCCGCCCGCCCCGGCCAGCGGAAUGACCCCCGACUCGCAGACGGUGGAACAGCAAGCUGCAAGAGGCCGAUGUCUCCUUCGGGGCGAGAGGCCGGCCGUGCCCGCGCCUGGGCGAGCAGCAGAGAGGCCAGCGGGCGAGCCCAGGCACAGCCCUCGCGAAGCAAGGAGGAGCCUGCCCGCCGCCCUUGCCCCGCCCGCCAGCCCGGCCCCCAUGGCAUGGAACUUGCAGGGGGCGUGGACUGCGACCACAAGCGGCGUCCUGGCACAUGGGGAGUCCCAACCUGGCGACCGGGCCAAGGCCCAUGAACUGAUCCAGGCCACAACAGGCCGUAUCCAGGCCGGAGGGUCCCGCACCAGCCCCGCGCCCACCCAGGGAGCCGCGUCCAGCGCGGGUGAGGGUCCGCAUCGCCAGCCCGGCGCCCAGCAGGGGAGCCGCGUUGCAGCCCGGAUCCUGAGUCACACUAAACCCUCCACGUCCCUAGCGGGCUCCCAGGCACCCGCACCGCCUCCCACCCACACAGCUGCCCCCUACCUGCUGCACGGCUCCCUGCCUCUGGGGGGCUGCAGCUCCACCCCCCCGACCCCCACCGGGCUGCCUGGCAGCCUUGGCCCGGCCUCGGCGGGCACUGGCAGCGGGACACUCUUUGGCACUGGCUCCGGCAGCGACCUGGGCAAGCGGGAUGGGAGCACCAGCUCCGACGGGCGCGGGGACACCGAUAAGUACCUGAAGAAGCUGCACACACAGGAGCGGGCGGUGGAGGAGGUGAAACUGGCCAUCAAGCCCUACUACCAGAAGAAGGAGAUCACCAAGGAGGAAUACAAGGACAUCCUGCGCAAAGCGGUGCACAAGAUCUGCCACAGCAAGAGCGGGGAAAUCAACCCGGUGAAGGUGAACAACCUGGUGCGCGCCUACGUCCAGCGUUACAAGUACUUCCGGAAACACGGCCGCCGCAUGGAGGAGGAGCCGGGGGGCCCCAAGGACCUGGGGGGGCUGGAGAAGGCCUCGCUACCCAUGCCCCCCCUCUGAGCCUGGCGGGGGGCCCACCCCCCCAUCUGUGUCUCUAGCUGACUCGGACCCCCUUAUGCAAAAGGAGGGGGGCGCUCGUGGCCUCCCCCCAGACUCUGAAUGGUUUUAAACAGGAACAGUUUUACUCUGUACAUAUGAGGGAGCUGGACUUGGGAGGGUGAGCCUGGCUGGGCGGGGGCCUGUUUGUGGGCUACCAUCCCCUCGAAUUCCCCCACUUUACUCAUGUUAGCAUGUUUUUAUUUGGAUUCCUCCCCCCGGGGAAUCUCUCAUCCCCCCCGACCCCCAGCUGCCCUGGGGGGAGCAGCUCUCUGGGUUGGGGGGCACCAGCUAUGGAGGGGCAUCUCAUCUCUCUGCCCCCCAUCUCUGUAUCUUCCUUCUAUCUCUUCAUAAACUGCGUUAGCCACUUG
Messenger RNA from Chelonoidis abingdonii (Abingdon island giant tortoise), 2669 nucleotides. Lineage: Eukaryota; Metazoa; Chordata; Testudines; Testudinidae. The record is from RefSeq and is a predicted model, not a curated record.